CACCAACGUACUUGCGUAAUGGAAAAGUGUCGAUUUUAAUCAGAUUAGCAACACAAAUAAGUUUAUACGUUAUUCGUAUUUUUUCGUUUUAUUAACCGCUGAACAUCGAGUAUUGUAACAACAACGAAGAUCCGUAACAAAAGGAAACUAUACUUACUGUUUCGAUGUAAAUCGUGAAGAAAUCAAACAUCUUUAUAACGCUAAUAAGUAUAUCAUCUUAUACUUUGGGAGUUCUGGGACUAAUAUUUCGACGCACACGUCGCUAGAGCUUGUAUAAGUAUAUAAGUAGUUAAUGUUAAUACUUAUACACUCUGCAAUUUUUGAGUGUCAUUUCAACGUCAGCUGAAAUGCUAUAUACAUAUAUAUACCCCCGGCCCCGGACGUAUUCUAACCUCAAUUUUAUUGAUGCGGCGAGAGAUUGGUUAAAGCGACUCUCAUCAGUGGUAUACACAUGCGCGUGUAAAGCACAUGAUUGAUUUUUUAAAUCUUACAUCAUGGGUAAAAAUCAUAGGCAUCAGAAGCAAUUAAAGUCUGAAAAGGCCAAAGUAAAACUAAAGACUAAAGGAACAAAACAACCCUUGCCCAAGGGCUUAAAUAUAACUGAUGCUAGUUUCAAGGUUAAGAAAAUUGUUAUUCGUGAGCAAUUGAAGCAACAGGAUGCAACUCAGAUUCUUAGUCGUAGGAAACUCAAUGUGAAAGAUCUCUUAACAAGAUUACAACAUUAUAAUUCUACUGUAAGACAAGAUGCAAUCAGAGAAUUAAAAGAUAUUUUGUCUCAACAUGCUGCAGAUGUUCUGAAUGUGCAAUUGAACGAAUUGCUUAAAGGAAUUGCAGGAUUAGUUCUAGAUAAAGAAAAAGCUAUUAGGAGGGAAGCUUUGAAGGCUCUCAAUUUGGUAUUAAGUCCAGUUUCAAAAGAUCAACUUCUUCCUUUCUGCAAUAUUCUUAUUUCAUACUUGACAUGUGCGAUGACUCACAUCGAUCAUAAUAUAAUGGAGGAUUCUCUUCUGUUUCUUGAUAUACUCAUACAGCACUGUAAUAGUUUUCUUGCAGACAAUAGCCAAAAAAUUCUCUUAUAUUUUUUGGAUAUGAUUUCCAAACUUCGAUCGCAAGCUCAGCCUGGGCGACAAUUAACAACAAAUUUGAAUUCAAAGAGUACAAGUAUGAAAUGGAGGAUAAAAGUUUUAAAUAGCUUGCAGCAAUUCUUAUUGGCAAUUGUACAGAAUAAGAAGAAUGCAAAAGCCAAUACAACAGUAUUCUCUUCAAAAGUAUAUCAGGUGCAGGAUAAAAAUGGCUAUUAUCCAAUCUAUUCACCAAUUUCUCUGCAGGCUUGUCCUAUCAAUGUUACAACUACUCAUUCAUACAGUAAAAUCAACAAAUCUUUAGAUUUAGAGGCGUUGCAGAAUUAUAUUGACUUACUGAUGCCAUUGAUGUUUGACAGUUGGAUAGAAGUUAGCCCUAAAUCUCAAAAUUCCUCUUAUGUUCAGUUACCUAUUUCUGAAGAAGCUGGAUGUCUUUUAAGAUGUAUUACGAGUAUAAUACAGUCUAUAAUUGAGUACUUAGAACUUCUUGAAAAGGAUAAUGGGACACUUAAUUCAAGCACAUGGUUCAAGAGUAAAUAUCAAAAUGUGUUUAUUAAAAAUCUUCUUCAAGACUUUCCUUACGUACAACAAAAAUCAGGUUCCAGAGCAAAGAAAUCUCAAGUGGAAAUAACAAUAAGUUCUUCAGGGGAUUGCUUAGAGCAAAAUUUGACUCUGAGUUACAUUUAUAUCUGGUUUACGACUAUAUCCAGCAACAUAAAAACUGAUAAAUUAGAUCAAGAAUUAAGUUUAAGAGUUCUUCAAUUUAUAACAGAUAAGCUGGAGAAGUGGAACAAUAAUCAGACGUUUGCAGUACCUUAUUUGAUCAAAGCUCUAAGAGUUCUAUUUUUAAAAGCAAAUAAAAUUUGGUACAAAAACAAGGUUCCACUUGGAGAUAUUCUCAAGAGUGUCAUAAAUGGAUAUUUACACAAGAACAGAAGAGAUUUAGAAGUGCAGUUAUUUGCAAUUCUUAGAGAAAUUGUUAUGGACCACAAUUUGGGCCUAUUGCACAGUGAGGAUGCCUUUAAAGACUUUGUCAAAUCACUUCCUGCUCUGCUACUUGAGAAACAAAUCUAUGACAGUACGAUACAAAUGCUUAACAGGGUGGUGUUACAGUACAGACAAUGGAUACAAAAAGAGUUGGAGAAAAAUCACGACGCCAUCAUUGAAAAUGCGCGGAGCAUUCAAAUAGUGGGAUCCGAUGAUGAGCAGAAUUCUCGACUGAUGAUUUGCAAUUUGUUUUACUUUAUGGACGAGCAGGUUUAUUAUUGAAAAAAACACAAUAAACCAGUGACUCAGUCGACUCGAUUCACGUCACCGGGCUCGCUGUGGAAACCGAGAUUGUCUACUCCGACGUAGGAACGGCUUAUGCUCGGUAUUUGCUCCUCGUUCUCAUUGACGAUGCACAUGGAGAUGGUGGACUCGGCGAUGCUGGCUUUCCUGGUCGAGUUGAUGAUGUUCUCAUAACUCGGGGUGAUGGGCAAAAUCGGCAGCUCGCUGCUGAUCGGCGGCCAGUUGGGCUUGUCCUGGAGCUCGUGCUCUAGCAGCAGAUACCGCUUCUUCGACUUUUCGGGCUUGUAGAACCGUGGCUUAAUCUUCUGCUGGAUGAGGUACUCGACGACGAACGACUCGAAGCCUAUGCAUACGAGAAAGUUUACGAAGGCCAGUCCCACGAUCAUGAAGCGCCAGUCGUAGACCGGCGGCAUCUGCAGCUCCAGUAGAUCGACCACCCAUUGCGCCGGAUAGAUCGUGAUGUAAGCAUUAACUAUCGUCAGUACGACGAUCGAGAGGAUAAACAACUUGUUCGUGUAGAUGGGCUUUCUGUAUGGCUUGCCCCGCGAGAAGACUAUUGCAAUAAUGGCAUACUGAAAGGUAGACAAGCAGAAGACCGAGUAGUUUUCGAGGCAGUCGUAGAGAAACUCAUCCUUUGGCGUGAACGGCGUGAACCAGUCGAACUGUUGGACCGCAUAGAAGACGAUGAGCUCGAAUACGGCUAUGAUUAUAGUGUGUAUCGUUAGCGAGAAGAGGGGCGUGAAGCUGACGAGGCUCGAGGUAGGUGGUUCGCGGGCCAGCCGCUUGUCGUACGCCUCGGUUUUGCCAAAGAAAAAAGCGAAGUUGACGAAGAGCAUCACGUCCACGUAGAAAAACUGCAAGCCCGUGAAGUUCGAGCUGAUCGAGUAGAGGAUUAUCGUGCUGAUGAACUCGGUCAGGGAGUAGCAGACCGUGAACUUGAAGAUACCGAAGGACGUGACCAGGGCUGCGCGACCUUGCUGGAUUACCUUUGAUACGCAGGUGAUGUCCGGGAUGCGGGAUGUGAAUGGACUAGCCACGCUGGAAUUCAGAAUUAUACAAGAUGAGAAAUUGUUUUCUUUUCUUUUUUCAAAAACUACUUAUUGCGCAAUAUAAUUGCAAUUUUCUGGCCUACAUCCACACUAAAUAAUUAGCAGCGAUACGUUAAAGUUAACAUACGCUUCGCACGAGUUUACGAUUAUUCACAGUAAUUUUCCAUUCUCGGCACACUCUGCAACAACUCGAAAUCAAUCAAAUAAGUUGCAGCUAACUACUGACUUUUUUCAUUUAAUGGCAACAAUUUAAUCGUUGAGCUUGAAAUGCCCCUGCAAUCGUACACGCAUUCAUAAAUCAAUCAUGAAUUUUUUACUGCUCCAUUACACUGCUAGGUCAAAAUUUCGAGCUUCGAGCUCUCGCAGAGUUGCGUCGAGCGUUGGACUUUUGAAAAAAAAUGUCUCACCUUGAUUCCGCUUCGGAAAGCGAAAUCCCAACGUGCGCCGCUCUCAACGCGCCGCAGUCGUUCGCUCCGUCCCCGCACAUAGCUGUUGAGAUAAGUCGAGCAUGAUUAAUUACAGUUGUACAGAAAGCGGUGUAAAAUAUUUUGUAUAAAUCAGCAUUGAUUAUAGUAUAUAAAGCGCAUUUGAAAAAAAAA
Messenger RNA from Nasonia vitripennis (jewel wasp), 4017 nucleotides. Its product is annotated as testis-expressed protein 10 homolog. Gene Ontology annotation, cellular component: MLL1 complex; nucleus. Lineage: Eukaryota; Metazoa; Arthropoda; Insecta; Hymenoptera; Pteromalidae. The coding region runs from base 495 to 2348 and encodes 617 amino acids. The transcript has 6 exons. The record is from RefSeq and is a predicted model, not a curated record.